Molecule: messenger RNA, 3091 nt
Organism: Diachasma alloeum
Lineage: Eukaryota; Metazoa; Arthropoda; Insecta; Hymenoptera; Braconidae
Gene: GLS
Product: glutaminase liver isoform, mitochondrial
Exons: 12
Coding region: 527-2488 (653 amino acids)
Biological process (GO): L-glutamine catabolic process
Molecular function (GO): protein binding; glutaminase activity
Source: RefSeq, a predicted model, not a curated record
UAAUUUCCUCCCGAGCAGCAACGCCUCCUAACUCAGAAGUCUUAGCAUAGAAUAAAAGACAUUUUGACAGUAUUUCGUUCUCCCAGUAUCUCUUUAUUUUAAUUGCAAAUCCAGUGGAAAACAACAAUUUGUCAUCCAGUGAAAAACAAAAAUAUUUGAUUCUUGCGUUUAAAACUUGGUGUGAAUGACGACUAACGAAAAAUCAUCGCGCAUGUCUCAAAUCAGUUGUUUACAGACUAUAUAACUACCCUGAUAUAGCGUUACGACCAAGCACACUAUUGCCAGUAGCAUCUAGUCAUCGGGACGCUGCGCGCCUUGGUUUUUACGAGUGUGCAUGUGUAUGAGUGAUUGAGGAAAAUUCGAAGAACAAAAGGAAAAUUCUCGCAGUUUUCCUGACUCUGAGUGAGGAUUAUUUGAGAUAAUUCAAAAGAGUUUAUAUUGUAUACUGGAACGACUGGAGGUAUAAAGGACAAUAUAUUAUAAACCAACGUUGUGAGGACGAAAAAUACUGUAGGCUCAGGGAAAAAUGUACCGGAAAGCAGUGGUUCAUGCGGUCAAGAUGACGAAGGCCUCGAAGGUGGGAGUUGACGCUUUUCGAAGGCUGCAUACGAGUAAUAAGAAACGAGCAUUCCUUCCGGUAACUAAAAGGCUCGAACCCGCAGCACAUUUGGAACCAGCUUUGACAAGUCCAUUUGGCAUAGCGAACGAGCAGAAACGCAAUUACAGCUUCAUUCACGACAGCCACUAUAUGUAUACGAAGGAUCAGGAUCAGGCAACAAAUGCAGAAGAUGUUCUCUUCGACAUGUUCAGGAACGAGGAGACUGACCUACUCUCUGUUGGAAAAUUUUUAGCUGCGUUACGCACAACUGGUUUGAGAAAAAAUGACCCUAGACUUCAAGAAUUGAACGACAAUUUGAAGGCAGAGCAUUUAAAAUCAGGGGGUGCGGAAGGAAUAUCCCAUGAGACUCAAAAACUUAAUCGUGAACAAUUCAAAAGGAUAAUAAAUCCUAAUAUUGUUUUGAUAUCCCGAGCCUUCAGACACCAGUUUAUAAUCCCAGACUGGGCAGGUUUUACAAAGCACAUUGAAGAUUUUUAUUGGAAGUGCAAGACGAAUACAGAGGGCAAGGUGGCCUCAUACAUACCCCAACUCGCCCGAAUGAAUCCGGAUUACUGGGGUAUAACAGUGUGCACCAUAGAUGGACAACGUUUUAGCAUUGGAGAUACUACGAUACCGUUCACCCUCCAGAGUUGUAGUAAGCCACUGACCUAUGCCAUUGCGCUUGAGAGCCUAGGGCAGGAGGUUGUCCAUCAGUACGUUGGUCAAGAACCAUCGGGGAGGAAUUUCAAUGAACUCGUCCUUGAUCACAAUAAAAAGCCGCACAAUCCAAUGAUCAAUGCUGGUGCCAUUCUAGUCUGCUCUCUACUCAAAAGUCUAAUAAAACCGGAAAUGACACUGGCGGAGAAAUUCGAUUUCACGAUGAAUUAUUUCGAGAGAUUGGCAGGUGGUGAAAAUCUUGGCUUCAAUAAUGCUGUAUUUCUCUCCGAACGAGAAGCUGCUGAUAGAAAUUAUGCGCUAGGGUUCUACAUGAGAGAGCACAAUUGCUAUCCCGAUAAGACGAAUUUACGAGAAAUUAUGGAUUUUUACUUCCAAUGUUGCGCUAUGGAAUCGAAUUGCGAUGCUAUGGCAGUAAUGGCAGCUACACUGGCUAAUGGAGGGAUUUGUCCAAUUACUGAGGAAAAAGUAUUGAGACCAGAUAGUGUCCGAGAUGUCUUGAGUCUCAUGCACAGUUGUGGAAUGUAUGACUACAGCGGACAAUUCGCUUUCCGGGUGGGAAUUCCGGCAAAAUCGGGAGUAUCCGGUAGCCUUCUCGUUGUAAUCCCCAAUGUAAUGGGCAUCUGUACAUGGUCACCACCACUAGACCCCCUCGGCAAUUCCUGCCGAGGUGUUCAAUUCUGCGAAGAACUCGUCAACGAGUUCAACUUCCAUAGAUACGAUAAUCUCAAGCAUGCAACGAACAAAAAGGAUCCUCGAAGGCACAAGUACGAAACAAAGGGCCUCUCGAUCGUUAAUCUGCUAUUCAGUGCCGCUAGCGGAGACGUCACGGGGAUGCGCAGACAAGAUGUUGAUUUGCUCGAGCGUCUCAAGGGACAUCGACUGAGUGGAAUGGAUAUGACGCUGUCGGAUUACGAUGGUCGGACGGCUUUGCAUUUGGCUGCCAGUGAAGGACACCUGGACUGUGUCGAAUUUCUCAUCGAACAGUGCGGAGUACCUCAUGAUCCCAAGGACAGGUGGGGAAAUCGACCAGUGGAUGAGGCAAAAACCUUCGGCCACACUCAAGUCGUUGAGUACUUGAACAACUACGAACAAGCGAAAAAAACGGAAGAAGUGACGAAAGAAGAAAACGGUAAAAACAACGACUCCAAUGACACAGAAAACUCACCACCGAAAAAAAUUUCGGACUCAUCAGGAGAAACCCCUCUACUGUAAGAUAAAGAAUACAAAAAAAAUAAAAAUGACAAAUAUUGAAAGAGACUGCAAGAGUGCAAAAAGCCUUAGGAACAUAGUCAAUGAGAAAGGUCAAUACGCUGUAGACGAAAUCUUGGAAAAAUCUGUGAUUUAUUUAUUUAUAUUAUCCCUGUAUGAUUUACAUGACUCGGGUCUCCAGUAGCUGAAGCGCCACUUCGUAAAACAGACAUAUCGUUUCAAGUAUUAUCCAUUGUGAUCCUUUCCUUGCUGAAUUCAUGAAAAUAAAACUGAAUUUUUCCCAUGAGUGUUGCAAAUAAUAACUGUUGCAUGACUUAUAAAAAAUUAAAUUAAUGUACAAAUAGAUGUUAGGAAAUCAUCUAUUGACUUUCGGUUUUAGAAGAAAAGAUGAUUUGAUUUCAGUCUUUAUGCCAAUUGAUUCACACCAGCCUAAUUUACAAUGCCGAAUGACAACACAAAAAGACAAUAAUUACUGUAUUAUACUUUAAUAAUUAAAUACAGACAUUAAUUGCCAGAGAUAAUUCCAUCCAUCUCUAUUCCGGUUAUCAUAAAUAAAGUGAAAAAUUAUAAGUGUUAAUUCAAAUAUAUUCUGAAAAUGUUGAAUCA